AGACAGAGCGAUCCUCUCGAGCGUGACUGUCAAAUCUACAUAUUCUCUCUCUCUCUCUCUCUCUGUUCUUCUUCUUCUCAGUUUCUUUCUAUCUCUGCAAAAACUCUCUUUCCUUCUCUCUCACCUGUAAAUUCUCAUAAUUCAGAGAGAGACCUUGUUUCGGAGAUUCAGUUUAUAAAGAAUCAGCGAUCUUUUCCACUCUUCCUCGGGAAUCCCUCGUCUUCAAUCUGUGUCUUCUCUUCCAGAAUGGAAUGUUCCAGAUUUUCAAGAUCCCUCUGUGAAAAGUGGAACCCAUGGAGGUCAUGAUUUCCACUACAGACUCUUGUCUCAUAUGCACUAAAACGCCUCAAACAAAUCCAAGGCUCCUCAUGUUUUUGUCUGGAGGUUUUGGACUGGUUCUGAUUAGUUAGAACUCUUGACUCCCCCAGAAAGAGAAGAGUGAUAGGUAAAAUGGAGGGUGACACAUUUUCAGGACUUGGUAAUGGCACCCAGAUAGAUGGCAAGAUCUUGCAGACAUUUCAGAAGAACUUUGUUCAGGUUCAAAACAUCUUGGAUCAAAAUAGGCUGCUCAUCAAUGAGAUAAACCAGAACCAUGAAUCCAAGAUCCCUGACAACCUAGGCAGAAAUGUAGGUCUGAUUAGGGAGCUUAACAAUAAUAUCAGGAGAGUGGUUGACCUUUAUGCUGAUCUUUCCAGCUCCUUCACCAAAUCCAUGGAAGUUUCCUCUGAGGGGGAUUCAAGUGGGGCUUUGAAAUCUGAUGCCAAAGCUGGUCACAAGAGAAAUAGGCCUACAUAGAGAGAAACUCGUGUUUUCUUUUCUUCAUUCUUUGCAAGGUGGGGAAAGAAGAAUUUCACAUUUGCCUCUAGGUAGUAGAACAUGAUUAUUAGAUUCUGCAACUUUUUUUUUAUCAGUGACCUCUCUCUAGUUCUCUUCAAUUCUACUUCUUCUUUUCCUUAAAUUUCUUCUUAGAGAAAUAAUUGGCCAACAUUUCUGUCCAAUUGUAACAGUGUAGCCUUUGAUCUAAUUGAAAUCAAGAAUGUUUGUGCUA
This is a messenger RNA of Hevea brasiliensis (rubber tree), 1048 nucleotides long. RefSeq names its product protein ELF4-LIKE 3. Gene Ontology annotation, biological process: positive regulation of circadian rhythm; entrainment of circadian clock. Lineage: Eukaryota; Viridiplantae; Streptophyta; Magnoliopsida; Malpighiales; Euphorbiaceae. Bases 451 to 795 code for a protein of 114 amino acids. The transcript has 3 exons. The record is from RefSeq and is a predicted model, not a curated record.